Heterobilharzia americana is the source of this 1410-nucleotide messenger RNA. The record is from the annotation of a GenBank genome assembly. NCBI's taxonomy places the organism in Eukaryota, Metazoa, Platyhelminthes, Trematoda, Strigeidida, Schistosomatidae.
AUGAUGCAUGUCUAUCCUACACACCGUUCUCCUGGGUUUAAUCAUACCAAUCAUUUACAUUCUACCUAUCCAGGUUCACCUGGUGCACCAGGUCGACCUAGUGCACUAUCAACUGGUCCUACUGUACGCAGUUUAAUCCAAAGUAUUGAAAACCAGGUCAAAGCAGUACAACAUCAAAAGCGCAGUACAACAUGUGUAUCAGUCAAUAAUUCACGUCCAGUUCGUUUAUAUACUAGUAGUACAAAUAAUGGAACAAAUAACCGACAAAAUGUCGCACCAUGCUUAAGCUUAAUGUCACCGAUUGGUUAUCCUGGGAAAUCAACUACUACACCAGCCAGUAACAAUGGUGGUGGUGCUGUUAUUACACCAAAACCAAGAAUAACUAUCACUGAUCCUGUUAUCCCAUCAGAAAUUAAUUGUAAGGUAAAGAAUCAAGAGAACACUGAUUUAAGCCUGAUUCAUACCUCCGCACCUGGUGGGCCGAGUUCCUCUAUGCUUAAUAACAGUCAAAAUACAAUGAAGAAAUAUUCAACAGAUAAUGGUCAACGUAAUCUUAAAACACCAUUGGGUACAUCAACGAUAAUGAAUUCUUCUGGUACAACAGUAUUUUCCAGUUUAAAUCAAUUUACUAAAACGGAUUCGAAGGAUGUUGUACUCAGACGAAAUAAUAGUAUAUGUGGACCAAAUAUGAAAAGUGGAUCGAUAAAUAAUAACUUGAUUGGAAGUCCUAUUAUUGAAAGUGCUUCAAUACCAAGUGUUGUCCAGUCAUUUAACUCCGAUACAGCUACCUCUGGAUCGUGUGAAAGUAGUAAAAAUGAUUCGUCAAAACAUAAAGAAUCACCUCCUAGAAAGCUAGAUUUCGUCGGUUUACGGCGUUUCACAUCUACAGCAAUACCGGAUAGUAAUAAUGUAAAAGCACAUCAUAAUACUAAUACCAGUGAAAAUGUCAAUCCAUAUAUGAAUGAAUCGGGCAUUUCAUCAGCUAAUGUCAAUGAAGGCUUGUUAUCUAGUGAGUCAUCCAAUGAUCAUUCAAACUCAUCUAACUUUCAUACUAUUCAUCAAGUAUGGCAAGAUCCAUUACAAGAGCUAGCUAGAUUAACUGGAGCUGGUUCAAAGCGUAAUGCCUUAUUGCGUUGGUGUCAAUCACGUGUACUGGGCUAUCCAGGUGUAGAGGUGACUAAUUUUUCCAGUUCUUGGAAUAAUGGUUUGGCGUUCUGUGCAUUACUACAUACUUAUGUCCCGUCAAAAAUUCCCUGGAGUGAUUUAAUUACAUCAAAUGGUUUACCGGUUGAUAAACGACGCUGUUUUGAAGUGAGUUAUCAGUUUUAUGAACUAGUUCGCGACAUAUACACUAAUUUGUGGAUUAUACCACUUCGCUUCCACGAAGUCGUGCCAGCUAAAUAUAAAUAA